AACAAGAGAUUAACGAGAUUUGGUCGGAGUUGAAUGUUGUGAACUUCUGGUCUUCCAUUUCCUGCUAGAAUUAGGCCAGUUGAAUUGUAGAUACAGCAUGGGUACAUGUACCGGCAACACGAUUAUUGUCAGUGUAACGUUGGUAUCAACAUUUUAACUUCAUAGAAUAGUCCAUUGAUUGUUUUGUAUCGAUUAGGCAUACGUACUUUACGUACUGACGACAGCUGUGAGUUCAGUGAUUGGAAGCUUAACCUGGUAGGACAGCGGGCUUUGCUAGCUCAUUGGUCCUGGCCUAGCCCUAGAAGAAUAGCAUGCUAUUAAUGAACAGAUGAGAAUAGCUAAUUUAUUAUUGAUCUAGGAAAUAUUUGUGAGAUGUCACCAAAGCAUUGUAUACACGUGGCAGGGUAAUUCGUUAGGCUGUCGUGUCAUUUUCUCAGUUAAUUUCAGGCGAGAAUAUCAACAGGUGAAACAGAACUGAUGGAAAUUUGUACAAAACCCUUCCUGAAUAUUUUAAACUGCUAGGUUGAAAGAGAACGGUUUCAUCUCUUAUGUUCUUCGCGUCCAGGCGUGUAUAAGAAACAUUUUUUGAUUUUGAGAAUCAUUAUUUUAUAUUUUCGUUAUGGAUGUAAAAAGCUGUGCAAUGCCUGUAUUCGGCAUCUUCAGUUUACUUUUUUUGAUGGCAGAGUGUCAAGUUCCUUUUCCAAAAGACAUGAGAAUGGAUGUGAAAUUUCCUCCACCAUUCAGGUCCAACAGUAGGUCUGGAACUGGUGUACCGGAUGGUCAUCUACGACCUUUAGGUUUCCAACGUAAGCCAGAAGGAAAGGUAAAGGAGGUGACUGAUGUACCUCAUCCUAAAGAUUUUUCCAGUCUCCAUGUCACAAAAAAAAAGCCAUUGGUACUCCGAGGUGCUGUCAAAGAUGCUUUGGCUUUUGAAAAAUGGAGUGACAAUUAUCUUGAGGAAAAUUUUGGGGACCUGAAACUUUUAAUUGAAGUAAAAAAAGAAAACCGAGCCAAAACUCAACGAAACAUUAUAUCAUUUAAAGAUUUUUUGAGGGGAUACAAGCGUGAGGAUUGGUAUGCUGUAACCGUCCUUCCAGAUGAGAUGAGACCUCAUGUCAAGGUGCCACAGUGUCUUUUGUGCGGCUCAUUCAAGAAGUUGAUACAAGAGAGCAACUUCUGGAUGAGCAGUGGAGGGACUUCAUCGGUGCUACAUUACGAUGCUGAUCAUAACAUUCAUUGCUUGCUAGACGGACGUAAAGAUUUCAUCUUCAUUCACCCAAAAUAUUCAAAGUUCCUGGAAAUGGCAGAUAAGUCACCUGAUGCCGGAUCUGGUUACUCAGUGAUUGAUGUUGAGAUGAUCAACAUGUUCAAGUAUAGCGGCUUUGCUAAGGUACCUUGGACCUGGACCACCAUUUGGCCAGGAGACUGUGUUUUUAUCCCUUCAGGCUAUUUUCAUCAAGUGCGGUCUUAUGGUCGCAGUAUGUCUUACGCCAUCUUAUUCACCACUGAACCAAAUUUUAAUGAUAGUGACUGUAGCGAUGAUUUUCCAUACACUUCACUUGAUCAAGUUCCUGUGUUUUGGACCUACAAGAAAGGUGACAAGGUAAUUCACAAAUUGAUUUCAUUAGUUCUGGGUUCUGGCCCGUUGCCACCUGUCAACAUUACAAUUGUUCAUAUGUUCAACAAUUGCAUGCUUUCCUUGCAGGCCUUCAAAAUUUUUGAUAAGCGGAACCGAGGCUUUAUCAAUCGCAAACAAAUUCUUGAUGCAGAUGUUGAGAUGUUUAAGGAUGUAGCACGUUUACUAGAUGAACCAAGUUAUGACAUCAAUAAAAAUCCUAUUCACGGCAGCCACGAUGAGCUAUGAACACUGUUUUUGUCAUUUAUUUAAGCUGGUUUUUUUUUUCUUAGAUAACCCUUUACAUAAGGAAACCAUCUAUGUGUUAGUUGAAUACUACUUGUUAAGUCUUAUUGUACUUCAAUUAACCUUCAUAAAGAAUGCUUUACUUAACAUUGUCAACUGAAUUUUAAUAUUAACUGUCAAAUGUAAGGUGUUUUUUUUUAGGUUUAUCGACAAUUCUGAAAGUGUAUACUAAUAUUUUUAACAAUAAUAAUAAUAAGUUUAUAUAUUUAUUGGGCAAGUAUCACAGUGUUUUUAUCAGAAUAUUUAUUGAGAAAUGGUCGCUAGGCUUUAUUAGCCUCCCCAAAGGAGCGAAGCUGUAGUCGUCGUCGUUGUCGAUGUUGUUGAGUCUCUUUUUGUGAGGAAAGCAAGUGAGCUUAAAUGAAAUCUAUGCUCGUUAGUGGCGCUGUUUAGCUGUUUUAAAUAUUAAAGUAAUAAAUUAUGAACUGGAACCCUUGUCAUCAUUAAGACUCAAUACAAUAUUUUUUUUUGUGGAUCAGAUGAUAUUUUUUGGUAUAUUUAUUAAAAAUAACAAAAUAUUUAUUGUGUUUACAUUCCAAAUCCGCCACAUUAUUAUAACAUUCUGUUCCUAGAUAAAUCACUCUCAUAAUUCUGUUUAAAAAAAUAAAUAUUGAAUAAUAUUAGCUGGUGGAUUAUUGGGAAUGCACAGAAAAUGGCUAAUAUACAUAGGCCUACUAAAAUAAACUGUUUUGUUCUGUUUGAAAUUAAAGAAAGCAAUAAUAUAAUAAAUAAAUAAGCAGCUUGUCUAUAUUUUUUUGUAUAUCUGUUUCUUUAUUAAUCACUUCACACUAAAAAUACAUUAGCAACAAAUGCUGAAUUAGGGUAUUUGAACAUUAUCGACACUUUACAUAUAAAGACAUAUUUGCUUAUUGUCGAUUGACUUGGAUACUAGUUGAACAUAAAAUUCUGUUAAUCUACUUGCAAAUUUGUCAUUAAUUCGUCAUCGUUAUCACUUGAAUUUAAUUGUAUUUCAAUAGGGUCUUGCUGAAUUUAAAAAAAACUAUUGACAUUGGUUUCAGUUAUUCGCUAGUAAUAAAUCUGUUUUUGCUAUAAUUACAUUUAUAUUACCGUACUUGAAAUUCACUGUUAAAUGCAUGAAAUGUUAUUGUUAAAUUAGAAUGUUCUUUUGUGUUACUAUGGCGUAGUUUUUAAAUUCAUGUUUUUAAUUGAUUUACUUAAAUUUUAUGUUUAAAUUGCUAUACAUUAAAUUUAAAUUAAUCAGUCUUGUCUUGUACCCUAACAAACUGAGGGAGCAACCUAAUGGCAAUUAAUUUUGCAUUUGUGCAACCCUUUCGGUGUUGGGGAUGUAUCUUAAGAUUUGUUCAUUGUUAUUUUAAAUUGGCCUUUUCACCAAUUCUACCUUUGCUAUUAUGUUCCACAUUUUUUUGAGUACUGUUAGAUUUAUAUUGUUGCCCAUGUGUAAAAUUUCUCAUUAAACAUUCCAAUUCGCAAUA
This is a messenger RNA of Anneissia japonica, 3372 nucleotides long. RefSeq names its product bifunctional peptidase and arginyl-hydroxylase JMJD5-like. The transcript is spliced from 7 exons. Bases 620 to 1864 code for a protein of 414 amino acids. The record is from RefSeq and is a predicted model, not a curated record. Lineage: Eukaryota; Metazoa; Echinodermata; Crinoidea; Comatulida; Comatulidae. Gene Ontology annotation, molecular function: 2-oxoglutarate-dependent dioxygenase activity.